AUGCCGCACUCGCUCGCGCUCGGCGCGGCGACGUCCGGCGCGGCGGGUCCGCCGCCGGUGCCGCUGUUCGCGGCGACGACGACGUCCGCGGGAGGGAGCGCCGGCGGCGGGAGGGGCGGUGGACGGGGAGGGAGGGGAGACGGCGGCGGCGGCGGCGGCGGCGGCCGCGACGCGCACUCGCCGAUGCCCCCCGGCACCGCGGCGGCUGUGCAAGCGCAAGAGCGCGCGGAGGCGGAGGGCGAGUGCGAAGCGCGCGAGGGCGAGGCGGGCGCGCCGCCGGGCCCGGGCGGGAUGGACAUCGGCGGCGCCGCGUACGGGAUGGACGACGGCGACGGCGACGACGAGGAGCACGGGUACGCGCCGGCGCUGAGCGAGGGCUUCUCCGGCGGGUUCAGCGGGGACGCGAUGAUCGACGGCGGAGUCGACACCGGCGGCGGCGGUCACGGCGGCGAAAUUAACUCUGAGGACGGCGUCGCGAUGCAGGGUGGCGGCGUCAGCGGCGGCGGCGGCAGCGUUGGCGGCGGGUUGGGAUCCGGCGGCGGCGGCGGAAGCGGCGGAAACCAAAAUCAUCGCGGCGCGCGCGGCGGCGGCGGCGACGACGGCGACGGCGGCGGCGCGAGGGGCGCGGUCAGCGGCGCGGGCGCGCGCGGCGCCGACCUCGGGCCUGACGCCGCCGGGCCGGUGGGGACGGGUCCGAGCGGCGGCGGCGCGGACGGCGGCGGGGAGGACGAACGCGAUCGCGACGGCGAGAACCAGCGGGAGCAGCAGACGUUGGAAGGGCAUCAGGUGCGUUCUAUACACCGGUCCCCGUACGACCGCGUUCGCGUGGUGAACGCCGUUCCUUAAGGACUUUUGCCGUCG
Messenger RNA from Micromonas pusilla CCMP1545, 861 nucleotides. RefSeq lists its product as uncharacterized. Lineage: Eukaryota; Viridiplantae; Chlorophyta; Mamiellophyceae; Mamiellales; Mamiellaceae. Bases 1 to 846 code for a protein of 281 amino acids. The record is from RefSeq and is a predicted model, not a curated record. The transcript has a single exon.